CUCUAUCUACCUUGAUGGUCUUUUGUUGGAGUGGGGAACUCUACGAAGUGGACCAUUCUCACCUGCAGAAGGUCCCAGAGUUCAAGUGGGUCUCUGGCAGAUGGUCUGAGUAGCGCUGACAUUUCAUGAGAAGAACAGGGAGGGACACUAAUUGUGUCAACAUGUAUGUUACUAUGUGACACAGUAAUGUCACAGCCCCCUGGGUGAGAUGGUCAAGGUUGGUUCACACUCCCCUAACUCCCCCUCACACUUACGCACAAAACAAACACCUCUCAUCCCUUUCUCUCCCCCUUCCUCUCUCUAUAUCUAUUUGGCAAAGUGAUAGAAGCCAGACAAUGGAAGACUCUCGAGUCUUCAGCAGUCAUUAGCCCCAGAGCCUUUGUUCGCUUGAACAAUGAAAACACUAUCACAGAGCUAUUCACCUGCACUUGGAGGACCAAUGGAACCAUUUAGCCUUUUAAUUACUCGGCGUCGAUUCAUCAUGCUCUCGUCUUGGGGUGAAAUUAAAUGUGUUUCUGCGUGAGUUUGUGUGUCUGCUAGUGUGGUGUGAAACGUGUGUGUAUGUGUGUGUGUGUGUGAUUUGCUCAUUUCACAGCAGAGCUUUCUCAAUGAAAAGACCAAUUAGCUAACGAUAUUCAUCUUCUCAAUAGGGGGUGAUGAGAGAGAGGCCUCUCCUGAUCUCCAGGCUGGUGCAAAUUAUGGGAUGUAAGAUACACAUGGCUGAUGGUCACGCAUGCUUUACUCAAAGUACAAAAAUGUUACGACAUGUCCAGCCACGCCACUGAGGAGGAAGAGAGGUGGGGCAGUCGUCGACUACUGCAGGUCUCCUACGACAAUGAGACAGAGCCCCCUUCCAAAAACUGCACUGAACCAGCACUCCAUGAAUUCCCCAGUGAUCUGUUCACCAACCAGGAGCGCACCGAGGGAGCGGUGGGCUUUCACGUCCUGUUUGCUGUGUACAUGUUCUAUGCCCUUGCGCUGGUUUGUGAUGACUACUUUGUUCCCUCACUGGAGAAGAUAUGUGAGCGUCUCGAUCUCAGUGAGGAUGUAGCGGGUGCGACCUUCAUGGCAGCUGGCAGCUCAGCUCCAGAACUCUUCACCUCUGUCAUAGGAGUGUUUAUAACUAAAGGUGAUGUGGGGGUGGGAACCAUCGUAGGCUCGGCCGUCUUCAACAUCCUCUGCAUCAUCGGAGUGUGUGGGAUCUUUGCCGGUCAGGCGGUUCGUCUGUCCUGUUGGCCUCUGCUCAGAGACUCUAUGUACUACACGCUGUCUAUCGCCGCUCUUAUUGUGUUCAUAUACGAUGAGAAGAUUGUGUGGUGGGAAGCUCUGACGUUGGUCCUGAUGUACUUUGUGUACAUUCUGAUAAUGAAACUGAACUCGCUCAUUGUACGCUAUUUGGAGAGGCACAAGAAGAACUCGUCCAGCUUAGGCAAUGGAACGGCAAGCAACGCCGACCUGGACGACAACUGUGACGCCUCGUCAGUCCUGCUGAAGAAAGGUAACUUCCACAGAAAGCCCUCGGUGCUGAUGGUGGACGAGCUGCUGUCAGCCUUCCCUCACCAGCUGUCCUUCUCUGAGGCCGGCAUGAGGAUCAUGAUCACCAGCCACUUCUCACCACGGACACGCCUCUCCAUGGCCUCACGCAUGCUCAUCACCGAGAGGCAGCGUCUGAUCAACACCCGACCCUUCACCAACGGAGACUCUGAGGCCACGGUGAAAGCGGGCGCGAGGCGGGGCGUGGAGAACGGCCUGGGCGGAGCCGAGCGGGGGGUCAACGGGAGGCGGGGUUGCCGCGGAGACGAAGGGGUGGAGCCUGGCCAGGAGACGGAGAACGAGAACGAGGACAAUGAGAACAACGAGAAUGACGAAGAGGAGGUGGAGGAGGACGGGGAGGGACCCUUUGUCCCCUUCUCCACCCCAGCGGGUGUGUGUAACAAGUUCAAGUGGCUUCUGGCCUGGCCUCUGUGCCUGCUCCUCUACUUCACCGUGCCCAACUGUGCCUCACCGCGUUGGGAGAGGUGGUUCAUGGUCUCCUUCAUCGCCUCCACCCUCUGGAUCGCCGGCUUCUCCUACAUCAUGGUCUGGAUGGUGACAGUGAUCGGGUUCACCCUGGGCAUCCCUGACGUCAUCAUGGGCAUCACCUUCCUGGCAGCGGGCACCAGCGUCCCUGACUGCAUGGCCAGCCUCAUAGUGGCACGGCAAGGUCUUGGCGACAUGGCUGUGUCUAACUCCAUAGGCAGUAACGUGUUUGACAUCCUGAUUGGACUGGGCCUACCUUGGGCCCUGCAGACUCUGGCCGUCAACUAUGGGUCAUACAUUAAACUGAACAGCAAAGGCCUCAUCUUCUCAGUUGGUCUCCUCUUGGCGUCUGUGUUUCUCACGGUUCUGGGGGUCCAUCUGAACAAGUGGGUUCUGAACCGACGUCUUGGACUCGCCUGCCUCCUCAUGUACUCUGUCUUCCUUUGCUUCUCCAUCCUCAUCGAGUACAACAUCUUCAUCUUCGUCAACCUGCCUACCUGCCGAGACCGCUGAGACCCAAAAUUCAAACACUUGUUCUUCCUCAUCCUGCUUUGUAUCUCAGUUUGGAACACCUGGCUUGGGUAUUCUAUCUGUUCUUUUAAAAAAUCCAUCUUUCUUUUAUGGUUAGUGCAAUAUGGAGCAGGCCUGGAGUGUAUAUUUGGUACAUGUAUACACACAAAUAUAUAUAUAUAUGUGUGUGUGUGUGUCUGUCUGUGUAUGUGUAUGAUCUUGAAAAGACCUCACCAUGGAUCGGACUGUUGUAAAGAAAGAUAUUUUUAGAGGCUACAGCCUGUCUGUAAUGUGAAGAUUGUCUAUGGUUUUGGAAUUGUAGUAGAAACUGCAUUAUACUGUGUAAGUGAUCAUAUUCUUCUACAAGAUUUAUUUUCAUUAGCUGCUAACUGUCUGAGACUAUAAGGCUUUUGAGAAUAGAUAAUAGACUGAAGUACUGUUUGAUUAAUAGUUUUGGUCAUGACUUAAUAAUAUCUGAAGGUUAUUGGAAAAUUUAAAAAAACUUAUUGCCUUUUUAAACUUGUUACAUUUGUCAAAAUGAGGGCCAGAUUUUUUAUGUCAGGUUGUGUGGUAGACAAUCUCUGGCUCUGGCAUUUCCUACUAGUCUUGUCUUCAUAGCAAGGGCAUUAUUCCUGUCAUACACACAGAAGUAUAAAGGGUUCUCACAUUCCAGGGUGAUCCAGGUACGUUUCAUUACGGAAAGUGAAGAAAUAUUUUUGUAUUUAGUCCCUUUGUAAAUAUUGCUAUUUAUCCUAUUUAUUAUUUAUUGAAUGUUAUUUACGCAUUUAUUUGCUUCCUAAUUUACAUUUAAAAAAACCUGGAAUGGUCAAAAUAGUGAUACAGUAAGCAUUAUAGUGUCUUCUUCUGCAGUGUUUUUAUCUGGGGGGUGAGAGGAAUUAUAUACAGCAAACACCAUCUCCUCACUCCUAAUUCUUGUUUCUGUUAAGUUUCCAUUAUUCUAAAGGUGUUUGACUAUAUUUGUUAACAGUAGCUUGGAGUCAAAGUUUUUAGAGAAAAUUUGUAAAGUACAAGCACUUAAUGAAGUCAGACCUUGUUUUUGUGAAAUCAAUCACGGUUCUUUGCCAGAUUUCCUACACAGUGUGGCACUGACUUUUGAACCCUCUUUUAUCAUCAAUGUGUUGGUCGCUGUAGGCUACAACAUUUUUAAAUCCCAUACCUAGUGAAGGUUAUUCACUUUUAAGAUCAUAGAGUGGUUUUAUUACAUGCGGGGUGAAAUUUAGGUACUCUACAGUACUCUACUGCUACCACCUAUAAAUGGCAAAGAACUAUAGCACAAUAUUAAAAUGCUGUUUUAGUCCCAUUUCAAGUAUCCUGUUUCUAAAUUUACACUGCCAUUUUUGGAUAUGGGCAGCAGUGUGUGUAGAAUGGACUUCCUUUUCUUGGGAUGCACAAAAAGGAAAUGAAGGGAUUUUGUGUACAGUACUGACAAGUACUAAGUGUUGAUGUUCAUAUUUAGUAGAGAUGCUAAAAAAGUAUCUAGACUUUUUCUUAACCUCAUAGUUCUAGGUUGGCUGCCAACCUAUUGUUAUAAUAAGCGGUUAUUUGUAUUUUGUAAUGCACAUAAUAUUUAAACCUGUCCAGACAGUACAGUAGGUUGUAUUACAUAUGAGCUGUUCUGCUUAUGUCAUUUUUAGAGAGUAGAUCUCAUGUUGUUUGUCAACUUGCAGCGGGCUAUAUUUAUUUGUGGGCAAGCCUGUCCAUUGUCUUCCAUCAGGUGGCAUCAUUCCUACAUAACAGCCGUCAUUGUAGACCACACGCUAUCUGACUCACGCUAUCCGAUGUGAGACAAACCUAGCCAGCCAGCGAAGCACCUCAACAUUAAAUGGUCCCUACGUGAUUGAAUUUCAAGAUGAUUUAUCACAUUAUUUGCAAAAACAUUUUGGGAAAUGAACCAAUGACUACUUAUUUGUGUAGUACGUUUCUGUCUCUGCCUACAAAACGUCCGUCUGUUUUAUUUUUUUCGGAACUCUACUUUAACAUAAAUGCUCUGAUUAUAAGUCAUUUUUGGGGCCCAGAAGCACAUCUUUCAAACACCAGUUUCUCUGUUGAAAAUUAUUAUUGUAGAAUGUAAGUAUUAUUGUUGCUAUUUACUUUUCCAAGGAUGUUACUUUUUUUAAUGUUAUUUAUUUGUUGAGUUGAGAAGAGAUGGAGCACAGCACCAGGAAAACAGGGUUUAUUGUUGUCCAAUUAUUUAUGAUGCAAUAAUUACAAACUUUACAAUGUAAAUAUGUUUUUUCUUUUUGUUUCAUAUGAUUGAAGGCACAUAUAGCAGGAUUAUAUGUGGUGCUGGUUGUAAAUUGUACCUCCCUCUGUUGUUAAGGGAUGAUGUACCAACACCUUGGUACCAACUAGUAAGUAACAACUUUCCCAAUGUUUUUCAAAAGCUCUAAAAUCAAUAGUUUAAAUAAGACUGUUACUUACAUACUUACAAUAUCAUUUUACAAGCGUUGUUUGAAAAAAAGACACAUAGUUAAAUUACCCUUUACUUGAAGCACUUAUGAUGUGUCAUACUGGGUUAGAUUUAGUAUGGUAAACAUUGGAAAAUUUGUGGACAUAUAUGGAUGUGCUCAAGUCUAAUACUAUAAUAUUUAAUAUACCAUGACAAUUCCUAAUGUUAAUUCCAUCAAAAAUUUCAAUAGCCAAACAAUUGUUAACAUGGUUGUAUAUUUAUUUUUGCUGUUGUUUCUUGUUUGCAUUGUACAGCUUCCUAGUUAGGGAGAAGUCCCACAAUGACUCACUAGAUUAGAGUUACCUGCUUAAAAUGUACCAAAUUAUUGCCAUUUAGCAUCAGCAGGGGAGCUGAAAAAGGCAUAUCUGAAUAAUUUGUGAUAUUCACACGGUGAUAUAUUGCUUAUGUGUACAUAUAUACAUAGGUGUAAAUGUAUUUAUAUAUUUUUGUCUUAAUCUGUAUAUCUGUUGAACAUAUUUUCAUAGAUAGGAUCCAAGCCACUCCUAGUACGCCCAUUUUUUUUGUUGUGUUUUAGAUAUUACCCUGUCCCUCCGUUAUACUUGCAUGGAGAUAUUUCAAUAUAAGAAAUUAUUUAUGGUAGUUCUAUCGUCAUUGAAUAAUGAAGUAUAAAGAUGGCACUGGACGUUGCACAACUGGAUAACCUAGAUUACUGCAUGUUACUGAUAGGCUGUACGAUUUUGUUGAGGUAACGUAAGACAACAAAGCUGAGGUGUAGGCCGACCUCCUAAAAAGGAGCAUUAGACUCAAUUAUAUAUUUGUGUUCCAGAUGUGAUUUAGAACUCAUUUUGCUACUUGAGCAUAAAUAAAAUGAUCUUUGCUUAAGGUAA
This is a messenger RNA of Hypomesus transpacificus, 5847 nucleotides long. RefSeq names its product solute carrier family 24 member 3 (gene slc24a3). Bases 724 to 2532 code for a protein of 602 amino acids. Gene Ontology annotation, molecular function: calcium, potassium:sodium antiporter activity; calcium channel activity. The transcript has 17 exons. Gene Ontology annotation, cellular component: membrane. The record is from RefSeq and is a predicted model, not a curated record. Gene Ontology annotation, biological process: calcium ion transmembrane transport; intracellular calcium ion homeostasis. NCBI's taxonomy places the organism in Eukaryota, Metazoa, Chordata, Actinopteri, Osmeriformes, Osmeridae.